AUGAAGGUGUUUGUAUCGUUGUUGCUGCUCCUAUGGCCACUGCUCCUAACGGGGCCAAUUCCGCAGGCUUUUGCCCAAAGAAACACUGAGCAAACAUCACAUAUUGUGCUUCUGGGAUCGACUGGUCCAGGCGGACGGCGGCAGUUCCGCUGUGGUGGAGCCUACGUUGGCCGCAACGUGAUCGUCGCCGGUGCACAUUGCGUCACUGCCAAAAACCAGACACCACUGGAUACGGUGCGAUUUGGCGCAGGAUCGAACAAUGAGCAAAACUUUCGCAUAGUGAACCACACAUUGCACUACCGGUACAAGCCGCAGUUUGAGUAUCACAAUAUGGCCGUACUCUUCUUAGAGUCGAGCCCAGAGGUGGUAACUAGCGGUAGAUACAAACCGGCUUGCAUACUUAAGCCACACAUGAAAACUGGUACCGUGCAGAUGGUCGGCGAUGGAUCGGACGGAGGCGGGUUGUCUCUCCAGACAACGGAACUGGACGUGGUGCCGUCUGAGAAGUGUCACGAAUACUACAAUCCGAUUCCUAAGCUCCGCUUCGGUGUGCUGCUGUGUUGCUUUUGUGCAAUGAACUCAAAUACAUCGGAAUGUUCCAAUAUGCACAGUUCCCCACUGCAAGUGCUGCUAACACGAAACGGUAAAACUGUUCCGUUUCUGAUCGGUCAUAAAUCGAUCGGUAGGGCCUGUGGCUCGAAGAGUCCCGCCGUAUUCACGCGCUACGGGUCUUACUACGAGUGGCUGGAAACGGUCACUGAACUACAACUUGAGGCAACAGAUUGCUUUGGUCGUUACUAAGAAAUCUGCAGGCACAAUACAAUCCUUUUCCGGCUUUUCGGCCCCGUAACGGGUGGGUUAUGCUUCAUUGAUAACCUGCCUUUAGUUAGUAUCUUCUUACUGGACGUGGCGAUGAUGAAUGGUUUCACGGUUUUAUACAUCAAUA
Molecule: messenger RNA, 946 nt
Organism: Anopheles bellator
Lineage: Eukaryota; Metazoa; Arthropoda; Insecta; Diptera; Culicidae
Product: serine protease snake-like
Exons: 4
Coding region: 1-801 (266 amino acids)
Biological process (GO): proteolysis
Molecular function (GO): serine-type endopeptidase activity
Source: RefSeq, a predicted model, not a curated record